Messenger RNA from Ramularia collo-cygni, 2259 nucleotides. RefSeq lists its product as uncharacterized. Lineage: Eukaryota; Fungi; Ascomycota; Dothideomycetes; Mycosphaerellales; Mycosphaerellaceae. Gene Ontology annotation, biological process: rRNA processing. The coding region runs from base 1 to 2259 and encodes 752 amino acids. The record is from RefSeq and is a predicted model, not a curated record. Gene Ontology annotation, cellular component: nucleus. The transcript has a single exon.
AUGGCUCAGACGGCAUCCUCGGUGGGCGCAUUACGCGCUCUAUCAUACCGCAUAUCUUCCACCCCCACCAAGGAACUUCCCCAAAUUGCCCCUCAAAUUGCCAGUGGCAUCUGGAACUGUAGAGGUCUGCUUUCUGCAUCGACAGACUCCAAGCAAAACAGCGAGGCAUCGAUUCUGACCCACAAAUUCAAAACUCAACUCAACACUCUCCUCUCCGAUCGGACGGUGGAAGGAAGGUGGACGGCAGUCGUUCUCACCAAAGCCACCAUCGAAGCGGGAGGGGUGGAAGUUUUGAGCAAAUGCAAUGUCUGGGUCAAAAGCUUGCUGGGAAUCCUCAAGAAACCAGAUCCGCCGACGACGCGAUGCUUGGUCGUCCUGACUCUCACUCGCAUCUUCAUGCUGACAUGGGACUACUCCAACCUCAUUCGAGAAAUCACCACGCCCGCAUUAAAGGCCUUCAUCCCGACUUGUCUGGCCAAUAUUGAAAACAAACGAUGCUCCACCGGCGAGCUUCAAACUGUCCUGGAAGCAUUCGCUGUACUGUUGCCAAAACAUCCAACGCUCUUCCGAGAGAAUGAUGUCAAGUUGCGAGCCGUGUUGGCUCUCAUCGUCUCCUCUACGUCCACUCCGACGGGGAGUGGCAGCCACUACAGCACACAGCACAAGCAAGCGGCCAAUCGUCUAUGGGUUCUCAUUGCUAGCUGCACUCCCAAGCAGGGUGCGGGUGGGAAAUGGGACGAAACAAUCAGUGCGACCAUCAAGGCUACGCACUCAACCUGCGACCGUGUCUUCCGUUCGAUCGUGGAGGACUGGCAGUCAACUACCGGCGUACAACCUUCAGUGCCUUUGCACCAGCGGAAUAAUGGCCAAGUCGAGAUGGAGAGCGACGAUGUGGCAGGUCUGAGACCCUGGAAAGGAGUGUAUGCUGGAGGGAACAGGAUCAUCUCUCUGCUCGACAUCGUGACUUCCCAUCUGGAAACAGCGACUCCUGUCAAUGUCAACGUCAGAGUCGGCGUAAUCACAGACCUGCUCUCGAGGUUGUUCGGAAACGUUCUGCCUCAAUCAGGAAAGCCGGACUUUGUCAAACCCAACAAUCACAUUUCCAAGGACGAACGAGAGGCCAUGUUUGCAGUCUUGCCAAGAGUUCACAUCGCCGCGAUGAGGACUUUGAGUGCUCUCGUUGAACGUCUAGACUUGCACGCUGUGGGCUGGGCACAAGGUUUAAUUGAUGACUUGUUGCGAGUUUUUCACGCAGAGCGCUCUCAGCCUGAAGUUCGGAGCGCCAUCUACCGUAUCUUGAACAACAUCAUCGACCUUGUUGGUCCUUCUUCAUCCAAAACAGAAGCAUCAGAGCUUGGAGCAGUGCUCAAGGCCUGCUGUCAAGACAUACUCCCCGACGAUGAUAUCGCCUCCGCACCUGCCACUAACGGAACCCAAGCUGGCAUCAAACAGCAACUUGGUCUUGCAAGCGCACAAUCUUUCCAAACACACCCAACGACCUUCCCAGAACUCCAAUUAGUAGCCCGACAGUUAUUGGUCACUGCUACAACCCGGCUGGACUCCACCUGCAUCCUGCCUAAAAUCCGCGCACAGAUUGAUCGCACAGCAGUGCUGACACAAGACAAAGAUCUUCUAUUAGCAAGCGUCUUGAAUCCCACCAAGAAACCCAACAGCGCACGUGUGCAGGCGAGCUUACUUCCAAUGCUUGCAAGAAUUCAGKGUCAAGCACCAGAGACCGAAGCACUCCUUCGACCGAGACUUCCUCCAAUUCGUAGUAUCAGUAAAGUCGACCAUGACGAAGACGAAAUGGAAAGAUCUGAAGAUGAAGCCGAUGAGGACGACGACGACGACGAUGCCAUGGAAGAAGACAUCGAAGAACAAGACUCAGAACCCACCUCUGGACUCCUCACCGCUUUGGCCGAACAGCCAAUACAGCAGCCUCCAACAUUCGCUUUCGAGCAACCAGUCAAUAAACGCAGAGCGGCAGAAGGUGUCGAGGAUUCCUCGAAGACCGCCAUCAAACGCGCCCGAGCUUCCCCAUCCGUCGAGCGAAUCCUMACGACUGAUGUACCCACAACUGCAAUCCUCGAUCCAGCGCCCAGCGUGUCAAGUAUCACUACACAGAAACAGACAGCAAUCCUACCCGCUCGAGAAGUCACAGGACAGACCAUUGCCGUUGCGGCUGAUGAAGAGGAUGAUAGCGAUGACAGCGACGCGGGACUUCCAGUUAUUAAUAUGGAGGAAUCGGAUGACGAGUGA